Molecule: messenger RNA, 5711 nt
Organism: Vicugna pacos (alpaca)
Lineage: Eukaryota; Metazoa; Chordata; Mammalia; Artiodactyla; Camelidae
Gene: CENPL
Product: centromere protein L
Source: RefSeq, a predicted model, not a curated record
AAACAGAGGCGGCGGCAGGACGCUAAAUUGCCGCUUUCUCAAUGGCGGGAUUUCCGAGCCGGCCUUAGCUCCUGAGGGCUGAAGUGGAGAGGGGCGAAUAGGGACACACUGUUCCUUGCCCUUUCUCUCCGCGAGCAGAAGCCAACUCCGCAGGAGCGAGGGCCGCGGAGCUGGGUUAGCGGAAAUGUCCCUCCAGGCGUGAAGUCUCAGGGCUCGGCUGGAGUCUGAGGGAGCGGAGGUCUCCCGGCUGGGCCCUUCUGCGUCCUUCGUGAACUCACCUGUGGUGGAGCGAGAAGGAAUUUGGGAAGGGCCAGGGGUUCCUCCGGAGUUUCUCUUAGCUGUCAUUUUGGCGGCUUUUUUACUUUAGAGAAUUCCAGUCUCGUCGUAGUUUUGGAUCCAGAAUUGAAGAAUGAUUCGUGAAGGGAAUGGAUGACAGCGUCAACACGACAUUUUAUCGACCAUGGAUUCUUACAAUGCACCAGAAUCAACUCCUAGACAAAAUGCAACCUCAAGGCUUAAAGAUUACUUUAUAGGUGCCACCCCUCUGCAGAAACGAUUAGAAUCAGUCAGGAAGCAGACUUCAUUUGUCCCGACUCCACCUCGAAGGAAACUUCCCCAGUGUUCACAGUUACAGGAAGAUGUUGAUCCUCAAAAGGUUGCAUUCCUUCUGCAUAAACAAUGGACUUUAUAUAGUUUAACUCCCUUAUAUAAAUUCUCCUAUACUAAUUUCAAAGAGUAUUCUAAACUUCUGAGUGCAUUUAUUGCUGCUGAAAAGCAAAAAGGACUUGCUGUGGAAGUGGGAGAUGACUUCAACAUCAAAGUGAUUUUCUCUACUCUCCUAGAAAUGAAAGGAACACAGAGGGACCCUGAAGCAUUUCUUGUCCAGAUCCUAACAAAAUCUCAAUUGCCUUCUGAACACAGAGAAGGUAAAGUGUUGUGGACUGGUUGGUUCUGCUGUAUAUUUGGAGAUAGUCUUCUGGAGACUGUUUCAGAAGAUUUCACCUGCCUACCUUUAUUCCUUGCAAAUGGAGCAGAGACUAAUACAGCCAUAAUUGGAACCUGGUUUCAGAAAACUUUUGACUGUUAUUUCCGUCCCUUAGCAAUCAAUGCGUUUAAUCUUUCCUGGUUGGCUGCUAUGUGGACUGCAUGCAAAAUGGACCGUUAUAUGGCUACCACUGAAUUUCUUUGGUCUGUACCCUGUAGCCCUCAAAGUCUGGACAUUUCUUAUGCCAUACAUCCAGAGGAUGCCAAAGCUUUGUGGGACAGUGUCCAUAAAACACCUGGGGAAGUUACUCAGGAGGAAGUUGACUUAUUCAUGGACUGCCUGUAUUCACAUUUCCAUAGGCAUUUCAAAAUCCAUUUAUCAGCCACAAGAUUGGUUCGUGUUUCAACAUCUGUAGCUUCAGCACAUACUGAUGGAAAAAUAAAGAUUCUGUGCCAUAAAUACCUUAUUGGAGUUUUGGCAUAUUUGACAGAAUUGGCGAUUUUUCAAAUUGAGUGAGGCCUUGUGGGGACUAUACAUUAUGGAUUCUAUACUUUUUUCUCACUGAUAAUCUGCUGAAUUGCAAUGCUGAGAGGGACUGCAGAAGAAAUGAGCAUCUCUCUCUGCAUCCGUUUUCCUCACAGUGCCUUGGAAAUACCCAGAUGACAGUCAAGAAGUGUCUAGAAGAACAAAGAAGGUGGUAGUAGAUGAACUACAGCCAGGUGCUCAUGUAGUAGUCAUGAUCGUCUGGGAGCCAGUCUCUAGAAUAUGCCGAGUUCUUAAUUUGUUGGCCAUCUUUCUAAAAAUAUAUAUGAUGUUUAUUAUGUGAAACUUUUAGGAUUGAAGUGAGAUAUCUUUAAUGUUGACUCUUUCUGAUUUGCAUCUUUAAAACCUUUAAUUACUAAUUUUAAGCAUUUUAGACUUACACUUAGAAUUUGUCUUCUGUAGGCAUUUUCAUAGCAUUGUUUUGCUGUAGAGAACUGGCAAUCAAAAUCCUCCCCAAAGGAAACUAAAGAUUACUAUACAUUUUUUUAAGCCACUAAUAUGCUUCUGUUUUUAAUACUGUUCAAUUCUUACUGCAAUGUUGAGUUAAAUAUUCACUUUUAAAAUGAAGCAUGUGUUUAUCGGUAUCUUGGUGACAGAUUUUUAAUUAAUUUCUCAGGAAUGGGAAGCUAUAGGCUUUUUCUCUAGCACAAAGGUUACACAACAACUGUAUGGGAUCAUACAAAUUGUAGAGUUGAAAGACACCUGUGAGCCUCUUUUGAGGGCAGAAAUUAUAUUACUUAACUUUCGUGUUCCUAUUUUGCUUUAGCACAGUGCUUGGUAAAUAUCUGUAGCUUGCUUAAGUAAAUUAAUUUUAACCAACUCUUUGAUUUUACAGAUGAAAACUAUGAGAUCGAGCAACUUUGACUUGCACAAGAUGUUAUAUCUAAAAUUCUUUUUACUCACUGAGCAGAGGAAGAUUUUAAAUAAUAUUUUUAAAAAUCUUGUUUGAAAGAAAAUAACUUUAAUGGGCUGUCAUUCAAAACAAAGAUUAACUUCUGGAAGGGGAUAUUAUUUCACAUAUACUAGGAACAGCAGAGGUAGUAGGAAAGCAUUGGCUUUGGAGUCAGACAUUCAUUCAUUCAACUAACUCUACACUCCUGCUGUGUACUUAGACCUACGUUGGGUCUAUAAGGUGUAUAGCAGUGAAGACAAGAAAGGUCCCUGUCCUGUGGGAAUAUAUUCUAGUAGAGGAAGACAAAAGAAAAAUCAUUUCAGAUGGAGAUAAAUGCUGUAAAUAAGGCAGCACAAUAGGAAAGAGGGUGACUGGGGUGGGGCCUACUUUACAUACAGUUGUCCAAGAAGGUCUCUCUGAGGACGUGACAUUUGAGCUGAGUCCUGGGUGAUGAGAGGGAACCAGCGGUGUGAAGACCUGAGGAAGCCUGUGCUGGGCAGGUCAAACUGCAAGAGCAAAGGCCUUGACGUAGGUAAGAGCUGGCUUGUGUGAAGAGUAAAGGAAGUUUGUGUGGCCGGAGCCUGCUGAGUAAGGGUGGAGUGGCAUGAGGUGAAACUAAGGAGACUGUGCAGCAGUGACUUCUUUCAUGGUGUUGCAUCUCCCAGUUUGGGGCUGAGCAUGUGGCUGCCCAGAAUAAAAAUGACAUUUCCUAGCCUUUUUCAUAGGUUGAUACAAUCAUAUGAAUAGGUUCUGACCCAUGGCAUAUAAAUGGAAGUGUCAUGUAGAGCUUCUAGGAAUCUUCCUUAAAAAAGCCCCUAUACCCCUUGCCCUGUGCUGCUGCUUCUUCCAGUUUUUCUCCUUAAUGUGUCACUGGGAUGAGGGUCAGGUCCUAGGGAUGGCAGAGCAUGGUCUGGAAGAAGUCUGUGCCCUGAGGGCUCUUGGACUGAACUCCAGCGCCGGCCUCGGGCGGUCUUCCUCCAGACUUACACAUCAGAGAUGUAAGCUUCUAUCUCGUUUAAGCUAUUGUUACUUCGGUUCUCUUGCUCAUAGCCAAACUUAACGCUAACUGAUACAGAGGCAGGGUCCACAUCAUCUAAGGUUUAACAGGUACUGUGAAGAGACUGGAUUUUAUUCUAAAUGCAAUAGGGAGCCACUGAAGUUUUAGUAGAAAAGUAAUAUGAAGAUGAGUAAUAUGACCCAAUUUGUAUUUUAUAAGAUUUUAUAAGACAUGGAGAAUAAGUUGUAGGUGGACAAGAGUAGAAAAGGGAACAGUUAAAAGGUUGUUAGAAAUGGUACAACCUCAUGGAGAAGUUACCAAUAUCUAGCAAAAUUAUGUGUGAUUUAUCCUUUGACCAGCAAUCCCACUUCUGGGAUUCUAUCCCCAAAAUUCACUAGCAAAAAUACAAAAUGAAGCAGGAACGAGGCUGUUUAUUACAACAAAAUUUGUAAUAGCAAGACUAAAAACAAUCCAGAUGCUCAGAGAGGGAUUGAUUGAAUAUGGUAUAGCUGUGCAGUGAAUUACUAUGUAAUUAUAGAAGGGUUUGAGGAAAAUGGUUAAUACCACCAUAGAGUUAUCUCUAGGCUAUAUUGUUACAUGAAAGAGCAAGAUGUGGAUAGAGUGUAUAGUAUGCUAUAUUUUAUGGAAGGAAUGGGGAAAAUAUGAGUGUGUGUAUAUUUGCUUACUUUUUGAAAAAACUUUGGAAGGCUAAACUAAAAACUAAGAAAAGUGGUUACUAAUGGAGGUGAGGGAAAUUAACUGGGUAGAGGGGACAGGAAUGAAAUUAGGACUUAUCUGAAUGUUUCUUGUUUAUAGUUUGAAACCAUUUAAGUGUUUUAUGUAAUUAUGAAACAAAAUUAGAUCAAAAAGAAGAAAAGCAAUCCCUAAAAAUUGAAAACAUAUGAACCUAUGUUAAGUUUGUGCCAUAAUCACACAAAGGAUUAUUUUUAGUACCUCUAAAUCCUUGUGUUUUGACUAUAUAUCUUCAGUGGGCUAUAUCCUAGGAAAAUAAAAGCAGCAGAGGAAUCUUCAAUUGCAUUGACUUAAAUAGUAUUGAUAUUGUUAUUUUACCACUAUUCAUAGUAAGAUAAAAUAUAUGUAAUUAUAACAAUGUUAAGACCUAAGGUUUCCAGUAUAAUAGAAAAGAUAUAAAAUCAAGUGAGCUAAGUAGAAACUGUAAUAUUAAGUCUGAAUUGGAGAUACCAGAAUGAACUCAUUUAUUUCUGAAAUGCAAACAUUCCUAAUUUUGAUGAAGCCCACUUUGUCAAAUUUUUUUUGUUUCAUGUGCUUUAGGUGUUGUAUCUAAGAAAUCAUUGCUUACCCCAAGGUCCUGAAGAUUUACUCCUAAGUUUUCUAAGGAUUUUAUAGUUUUAACUCUUAAGUCUGUAAUCCAUUUUGAGUUGACAAUUUGGCAAGAAUUUAGGUCUGUAAUCCAUUUUGAGUUUUUAUUUAUGGUGUGAAGUAAGCAUUCAAGUUCAUCAUUUUGCAUAUGGAUAUUUAUUUGUUCUAGCACCACUUAUUGAAAAGACUGUUAUUUUCCCAUUGAAUCGUCUGUCACCUUUCUUAAAAAUCAGUUGGCCAUAGAUGUUUGAGUUUAUAUCUGUACUCUCAGUUCUGUUUUAUUCAUCUAUAUGUCAGUCCCUAUGCCAGUACCACACUGUAGCUUGGUAGUGUUUUGAAAUCAGGAGUGUGAGUCUUCCAACUUUGUCCUUUUUUUAAGUUUGUUCUGGCUAUUCAUUUUGGUGUUUGGCAUUUUCAUAAGAAUUUUAGGAUCAACUGGCCAAUCUUUAUUACAAAGUUAGCUGGGAUUUUGAUGGUGAUUGCCUUGACUCUGUAGAUCAGUUUUGAGAGUACUGUCAUCAUAAUGAUAUUAAAUUUUCUAGUCUGUGAAUAUGAGAUAUCUUUUCGUUUAUUUAAAUCUUUCAAAAUUUCUUUCAACAAUAUUUUAUUAUUUGAUACAACAUUGUAAAAUGAUUAUAAAUCGAUAAAAAAUGUUAAAAAAAACCCCACAAUGUUUUAUUGUUUUCAGCAUCCAAGUAUUGCACUUUUUUGGUUACAUUUAUUUCUGAAUUGUUUUUUAUGCUGUUGGGAAUGGAAUUGUUUUCUUAAUUUCAUUGUUGGAUUGUUUGAUGCUAGUGUAUAGAAAUACAGCUGAUUUUGUAUAUUGCACUUGUAUUCUAUGACUUUGCUGAACUUGUUUAUUCCAGUAGUUUUUGGAAUGAAUUCUUUAGGAUUGUCUAUAUAUAAGAUUCAUGUCAUUUAUGAAUAAAGACAGUUUUACUUCUUAAUUUCAA